This is a messenger RNA of Nicotiana attenuata, 749 nucleotides long. RefSeq names its product signal recognition particle 9 kDa protein. Gene Ontology annotation, molecular function: 7S RNA binding. The transcript is spliced from 4 exons. The coding region runs from base 157 to 468 and encodes 103 amino acids. Lineage: Eukaryota; Viridiplantae; Streptophyta; Magnoliopsida; Solanales; Solanaceae. Gene Ontology annotation, cellular component: signal recognition particle, endoplasmic reticulum targeting. The record is from RefSeq and is a predicted model, not a curated record. Gene Ontology annotation, biological process: SRP-dependent cotranslational protein targeting to membrane; negative regulation of translational elongation.
UUCAGCUACUCCAAAAUAAAGACUUGAGAAACACCAAACGGAAACCCACUGAGCAGAAAAAUCGAAAAACUUCGGCGGCGAUUCCAUUGGAACGAGAGGGAGAGAGACGCUUGAUUUAGCAGUAGUAUAUCAGAUACAGAGAGAGGGAGAGACAGAAUGGUGUAUAUAACGUCGUGGGAUGAUUUUGUGGAGAGAUCCGUACAGUUAUUUCGCGCUGAUCCCGAGAAAACUCGCUAUGUGAUGAAAUACAGACAUUCUGAAGGUAAAUUGGUUCUCAAGGUCACUGAUGAUAACGAGUGUAUCAAGUUUAGAACUGACCAAGCCCAGGAUGCCAAGAAGAUGGAGAAACUUAACAACAUUUUUUUCACCUUGAUGGCUCGUGGUCCAGAUGCUGAUAUAUCAGAAGUGGGUGGCAAAGAACAAAUGGAGGCACAGGCACCUAAGAAGGGGAGAGGAAGGAAACAAUAAUUUUUUGAGGAUUGGUUUUUUGCAAUACUUAUUGCUGAAGAUAUUUUUGAAGCCUGCAAGGAAUUUUUUCCCAACGUUUUGUAUUAUUAGUGGAACAGAUCUCUUUGCUUCUGAAGAUAGUCCUUUUCCUGGUUGGUUUCUCUAUAUAAUUUGCAACCUCUGGCCUCGUAGUUUCUUUCCUUCUGCAGAGUUAAAACUUCGGAACAAUUAACUCGAGUAGACAAAUGUUAUCCAACUAGUCUUGUUUUUGCAGAUGUGAUGAUACCCUAAUUCUAAAAUUA